Messenger RNA from Castor canadensis (American beaver), 3163 nucleotides. It is a transcript of the gene Ttf1, whose product is annotated as transcription termination factor 1. Gene Ontology annotation, biological process: termination of RNA polymerase I transcription. NCBI's taxonomy places the organism in Eukaryota, Metazoa, Chordata, Mammalia, Rodentia, Castoridae. Gene Ontology annotation, cellular component: nucleolus. The record is from RefSeq and is a predicted model, not a curated record. Gene Ontology annotation, molecular function: chromatin binding.
CAACGGCAAAGCUUCCGGGUUGGGAGAAAGGUGGCGACGUUUCAAAGGGCUAAUGUUUAAAAUGUGAAAAUAAACAACCGUUGUCACGGUUCCCUAAAGGAAUAGAAUGGAAGGAGAAUCAAGCAGAUUUGAAAUCCAUACUCCAAGUUUUGACAAGAAAAAGAAAAAGUAUUCUGUAUAUAAGGAAAGACCCCGAAAACGUGCCCAGGGAUAUUUCAGAGACUCCUCCUCAGCAGGUGACCAGCCUUACGUAACUAAGAAGAAGAAGAGGAGGAAAGAUUUCCAGCAUCUCACCUCUCCUGUGGAAAAAUCAGAACUCUGCGAUGAAACUGAAAAGGCGAACUCUACGCACAAAAAGAAGAAAAAGAGGAGAGAUGUUGUUUGGGGAGUAGAUGAGGAAACAGGCGUUGUACACGUCCUUGUAGAUAAAGAAAACAUUGAGAACAUGUCAAAGAAUUUUACAAAAGAUGUGGAUGUUGUUUAUGUUGCCGUGAGCAAGGAACCAAAAUCAGAAAAAGUAGGCAAAGCAGAUAAACUGUGUACAGUUGCUAAGUCAUGUCAAAAUGAGUCAGAAGAACUGCAUAACGAAAAUAGGGGAGAAAAGAAAAACCGUCCAAGGACAAUUGCAUCCUGGGAUGUCACACAGGAAAGCCAGGAGGCAAGCAUUGCCCCUCCCCAAUCAGAAUCGCACAUCCAACAGUCCUUGCCUUCUGUGGAUCUCAAAGGUGAAGUGACAGAACUACUAGUGUCUGCUGGUAAAAACAAGUCUAAGAAAAAAAGGAAAAAACUGUCAGAUAACCCAGAAUUGGAGACAUUAGCUAUGCCUGAGAGUUUUGGUCACACAUGUCUUGAAGGGUCACAGGUGGUUAGAAAGGUUGGUGGGACUGGAGAAGGAGGCGAUGUACUUAAAAGGGUCAAGGGAUCCAACAGGAAAAAGAAGUCUAAGAAAAGGAAACGUGUGUCUGCCGAAAACGCAGUAGCAACUGGUGAUGGUGUUUCAGAGCUUGAUAAGAACACUGAGCACACACUUUCUGACUCACUGGAAAGCAAGGAUGGUACCAUGAUGGAAGAAAGUGUGAACCCCAGGCUGCAGAAGGAGAGGACCCAGGCCUCCCAGGCUUGUUCAGGAGAGAGGUGUGUGGAAGAAGUGCAGAGGUUAGAACCUACAAACGAAGAAGAAGGCAAUUUGGAAUCUGCUGGAGAUUCUGAAACAAGACCCUUCUCUGAGGACUGGAGGGAUUCUGAGGACUCCGAGGUGGAUUUGGACUUUGCCGUGAAGCAGCUCCAAGAGUUCAUUCCUGAUAUAAGGGAAAGGGCGCCCACCACCAUUAAGCGGAUGUAUCGGGAUGACCUGGGGCGCUUUAAGGAGUUUAAAGCGCAAGGUGUUGCUAUUAGAUUUGGCAAGUUUUCUGUGAAGGAGAAUAAGCAGAUAGAGGAAAAUGUGCAAGAAUUCCUAUCCCUGACAGGCAUUGAGAAUGCGGACAAGCUGCUGUACACAGACAGAUAUCCAGAAGAAAAGACUACGAUCACCAAUUUAAAGAGAAAAUAUGCAUUCAGAGUGCACAUUGGUAAAGGCAUCGCCCGGCCUUGGAAACUUGUGUACUAUCGAGCAAAGAAAAUAUUCGAUGUCAAUAAUUACAAAGGCAGGUACAGUGAAGGAGAUAUGCAGAAGCUGAAGGCAUACCAUUCCCUGCACGGGAAUGACUGGAAGAAGAUCGGGGCGAUGGUGGCCCGCAGCAGCCUCUCCGUUGCCUUGAAGUUCUCCCAGAUCGGCAGUCAAACAAAUCGUGGUACUUGGAGUAAGACAGAAACCCAGAAACUAAUUAAGGCUGUUGAAGAAGUGAUUCUAAAGAAAAUGUCGCCCCAGGAGUUAAAUGAGUUGGAUUCCAAACUCCAAGAAAAUCCUGAUCAUCGCCUGUGGAUCGUUCGGGAAAAACUCUACAAGGGCAUAUCGUGGGUAGAAGUGGAAGCAAAAGUAGAAACCAGAAACUGGAUGCAGUGCAAAAGUAAGUGGAUGGAAAUCCUAACCAAGAGGAUGACUAACGGGGGGCUUGUAUACCGUGGAGUCAAUGCUCUUCAGGCCAAAAUCAACCUUAUUGAAAGACUGUAUGAACUCAAUGUGGAAGAUGCUAAUGAAAUAGAUUGGGAAGAUCUUGCUGGUGCCAUAGGUGACGUGCCUCCAUCUUAUGUUCAAACUAAAUUUUACAAGCUGAAGGCUGCCUGUGUUCCCUUUUGGCAGAAAAAGACUUUUCCAGAGAUCAUCGACUACCUCUAUGAGACUAGUCUGCCUUUGCUUAAAGAAAAGUUAACAAAGAAGAUGGAGAAAGAAGGCACUAAAAUCCAGACUCCCUCAACACCCAAGCAGGAUUUCCUGUUUAAAGACAUCUUUUACUGCGAAGACGACAGUGAGGGAGAAGACAUCUCAGAACAAAGUUAAGUUAAGUGCUAGGUGUGUGUUCACUCAGUGCGGCUAACCUCAGAUGGAUGUGUGGAUCUGCUGUGCACCUCAUCUUCCUGACUAGGCGGCCUUGGCCACAUGACUGCAUCUCACCUACGGUGUCCCUCAAGGCAACUCUGUCGGUGCUUGGCUGCUUCUCUGUUGUUUGUAGAAGAACUGGCUCCAUUAGGCUCAUUGAAAGAGGCCAUUGGUCUUGGGCACAACUCCUGUUGAAGUCUGUCUGUCUGACACAUACACACACACACACACACACACACACUGCUUUUUCUCUACUAUUUGAGCCACACCCCAGCCCUCCUGGGUACUUUUGAGGCUCCUCUGUCAGUCAAGAAGUCAAAACUACUACAGAUACUUCAAACAAAGCAGAACUUACUAUAUGGAUUUAAGUCACAUAGAUUGCCAAAUGGCAGGCCAGGCAUGGAAGCUCACACUUGUAAUCCCAGUUACUCAGGCAGAGAUUGGUUAGGAUUGCAAUUGGAGGGCAGUCUGGGCAAAAGUUAGCGAGACCCCAUCUCAGCAAACAAACUGGGUGUGGUGGAGCACAUCUGUGAUCCCAGCUAUGUGGGAAGGGGUUGGGGGAAGUUCAUGGUCCACAUCUGGCUCCCAGUGAAAAUCAUGAGACUGUGAAGGACUAGGAGUGAGGCCAAAAUGGUGGAGUGUUUCCUAACAAGUGCAAGGUGCAAGGCCCCAUGUUCAACCCCAGCA